Messenger RNA from Alternaria rosae, 968 nucleotides. RefSeq lists its product as uncharacterized. The record is from RefSeq and is a predicted model, not a curated record. The transcript has a single exon. The coding region runs from base 267 to 968 and encodes 233 amino acids. Lineage: Eukaryota; Fungi; Ascomycota; Dothideomycetes; Pleosporales; Pleosporaceae.
GAAAGGAUCUGAUCAUAUGUACAUUGUGUGUCAGUCAUAGGAUAAAGUACCUCCUGCACCCCAUUGUCUGCUCUUCUUUCAAGUCUUCUGAAUGCCCCGUUACGACACUACACCUUAUUCGUACUAUCAACCUUCGAGACCACCUUCAACUUACACCCCGUCCUUUUCUCACACUGCUUACCAUCGUAUUGCCCCGCCCACACGACUUCACCCCUUGCCCGCGCGCAUCGACUCCGGCGUUGAUCUCUCCUCGCCGCGCAACAGAAAUGUGCUGGUUCACCCUUACACCGGCCAAAGGCAAAAAGCAACAGCGCCCCUCUACCGACUCUUCAUGUGCGGAGGAACUCGUUCGCGUUCGCCGUAGCCCGGCAUCCCCGCGGUUCAGCGACGUCCGCGUCAGAGUACCGAGUAUGAGCCUCGAGGUGGAGGAAGGGGGUGGUCGCGAUCACGUGCACUUCGACGCGCACCUGAAUCACCACCACAGACAUCCGCAUCUACAUCCACUACUCAUGCAUCCAAUACAUGGCCAUAGCCACCACCACCACCACGACGGACUCGGCAUAGUCGACAUCCAGGAAGGCCACCUCCGCGGCUCCGGCAGGAAACGCACCGUUUCAUCUCCUUGCCCCCCACCACCCACCCGCGAACCAUCACGUUGUCCACCACCGUCCCGCCCCCGCGAACCCACCUAUCACACCCAGAUCGUCGAGCCUAGGGUAUCAACAACGACAGUCCGAGAGAACACUCGCGCAGCCCUCCGCAAUGUCCAACAAGAGCGAACACGAGGUACUUUGCGUAGAGUAGCCGGUUACGAAGCCUUGAGCAAGAGCAUGCCGUGGGAUUGGGAUUGCUUGAGUAGUACUGUGGGGAGUAGUGCGAGUGGUGGUGGUGGUGGGAGGUGGAUGAGGAAGAGGAAACCGAGUGGGUUGAAGUAUCCGCCGUUUGGGAGUAUGGAACGUUGGCUUUGA